Molecule: messenger RNA, 746 nt
Organism: Sinocyclocheilus anshuiensis
Lineage: Eukaryota; Metazoa; Chordata; Actinopteri; Cypriniformes; Cyprinidae
Product: mitochondrial fission 1 protein-like
Exons: 5
Coding region: 53-514 (153 amino acids)
Biological process (GO): autophagy of mitochondrion; mitochondrial fragmentation involved in apoptotic process; mitochondrial fission
Cellular component (GO): mitochondrial outer membrane; peroxisomal membrane
Molecular function (GO): protein binding
Source: RefSeq, a predicted model, not a curated record
ACUUUUAUUUUGGCAAUUUCGUGAAUGCGCCGGUGUGGGUUUUUCCGCGAACAUGGAGGCUGUUGUGUCAGAUCUUGUGGCACCAGAAGAUCUAAAGAGGUUUGAGAAGAAGUACAACGCUGAGCUGGUGAAAGGACCCGUUUCCAAAGAAACCACGUUUGAGUACGCCUGGUGUUUGAUCAGAAGCAAGUACACAAAUGACAUUGUAAAAGGCAUUCAUCUAUUAGAAGAACUGGUUCAUAAAAGCAAAAAAGAUGAUCAGAGAGAUUUCCUCUUCUACCUUGCUGUUGCAAACUACAGACUUAAGGAGUACGAGAGAGCACUGAAGUACAUUCGUUCACUGCUGAAGAAUGAACCUCAUAAUAAACAGGCCCUGGAACUGGAGAAACUCAUCAACAAUGCGCUAAGAAAAGAUGGCUUAGUUGGCAUGGCGAUCGUCGGCGGUAUCGGUUUAGGUGUGGCCGGAUUGGCUGGUCUUAUUGGUUUGGCCGUGGCCAAAGGUGCAAAGUCCUAAUAUGGAGUUCCUGGCGAGCGUACUUUGAUUCCGUUCCUCUCCAGAAGAGAGACUUAAUGAUUUCUUAUAAUCACAUAAAACCAUAAGGAGGCCUGUCCCUUUUUAUUUUGUAUUUUUCUGCCAUGAGUUUCAUAAUGAGCUAUCAUAUUUUACCACAUUUCUUUUGCUUUAUGAUUCUCCAGCUCUUUCUGUUAUGUAUAGAUAUGUGGGGUUGGAAUAAAGUAAAAAAAAA